Labeo rohita (rohu) is the source of this 4993-nucleotide messenger RNA. It is a transcript of the gene fgl2b, whose product is annotated as fibrinogen-like 2b. Lineage: Eukaryota; Metazoa; Chordata; Actinopteri; Cypriniformes; Cyprinidae. The transcript is spliced from 2 exons. Bases 409 to 4692 code for a protein of 1427 amino acids. The record is from RefSeq and is a predicted model, not a curated record.
UGCUUACACCGUAAGCACAUCAGUACAGUAAAAUAAAACAUCUAUAACCAAGUUUUACACAGCGUAAAGUGCUAUCCUGCUUUAAGAAUCUUUAGAAAAUUUAACUGGGGAAACAACAUCAACACCACAAGACUAAUUAAUCUAAGUGUUGUCAGUAAUCAUUACAUCCCUAAUGAGCAAAGAAGGCACAGUAAUUAGAUAAAUAUUACUGAUAUAUUAAGUAAAUUCUGUGCUGACCAUUCUGCUUGGAGGCUGUUACACUCCUCUGUUGAGAGUCAUCACAGAGCAUCGCCCCUCUCUGGGCUCUCACACUUCUAUAAAGGGAGGUGGUCCUCCAGUCUCUGCUGAUCUUUUUCUCUCACACACACUUCGACACAUUGAACAGACCUGCUCACCAUAAAGGAUACCAUGUGGCUCGCUGUGCUUUACAUAUGGGGAAGCCUGUUGACAUUUUCUGUGUGUCACGUCUGCCCAGAGACCUCCGAGGACGUUGCUUCAUGGGUAACGCUGAAGCCCCUGGGGCACUGCGGGGACGAGGAGAACUUGUGCCCUUACCGACUCACCCUUCCGCCUCUCUCCAUCCAGCUUCCCAGGCCUUUAAGGGAGCUGGAGAAAAUGGCCAAAGAGCUGCAGGACCUAAAGGAUGUGGUGAACCAGCUGAGGAGGGACUGCCAAGAAUGUAAGGACAGACAGAAAAAACACGACGAGGGUAAGGAAAAGAGACCUCAAAGUGGAGAGCAAGCGGUCCGGAUCUUAACGUCAACCUUACUGCAAGAAGACACAUCAGAAAGUGAGGGAACCAUCAAGGAUGGGAUGAAGACGCUCAAUCAUUCCAUUUUAGAACGCCAGGAAUGGAACAUUAACCCGAGGGUUGAUCUAAACCAAGGCACCACAGAUCAGAUGUCUGAGAUGAGCAGAGAAGUAAAAAUAUUUAACCCCUCACUUGAUGAGACACCCGAGGACAUUUCCAAGGUCAGACUCGUGUUCUCGCCCACACCUGAGGAGACAGAAAGGGAACUGAAGUCUAAGCGUAGAGAACUGAUAGAAUCGUCCCUUCCUAGAAGAACAGAUGCCGUACAACCCCAUGGGAAACAGCAACCAAACAUUCUCAGAGAUGGACAUGCAAAGAACAUCAGUGCCAUACUGGCGGCGAGAAGAAGAGUGCAGAAUGUGGCUGAUCCGAAUGGAUCAAAGGGUGUUAACUGGAAGAUAAUGGAUUUAAGCACAUCAGCUGGGAAUAGAAGGGUUGUGAAAUUUCCUGGAGCAGGUGGACCACUGAGGCCAAGGGGGUCCUACAUAAAUGGUAGAGAUGUUAAGAUUACCAGUGAAGACAGACUGAAAAAUGCUCCUUUGGUGAGGAUCCACAAUCUACAAUCCGGAGACAACACGGUCAAGACUGAGCCAGAAGAGGAUGGAUAUUCCCCAGUGAGAAGUGGAGUUAUGCAGGUCAAGGAACCAAGUCCUCAUAUAACAAACAAAAAACCUGGAGCCCCCUCAACAAAUGACCAAAACAAUCAAGCCAUCAGUAGGUUUUCUGGUCCUAGAACAGAUGAUGGACAUGCCCUGAAAGAUGCAAGCCAAGUAACAAAAGUUACGGAGGACAAUUUAAGUAGAGUAAACAAGACUGGGAUUACAACACUCCCAACAAAUCUGAGGAAAGAAAACCAGGAUGAUGUAAGUCAUGUAUCCACAAAUAAGUCACUCCCUAGUAUUAUGGACCAAGCUGAACAGCCAAACAUAGUUAAAGAGGAAAAAAAGCACAUGGGACAGAGUGAACGUCUGGUAGUUAUUAGUAGUGCGGAAGAGACUAGCUCCAAUGUGAACAGAGAGAGCUUGACUUUCCCAGAAAGACAGGUGGAAAAUGAACAUUUUCCAAUUACAGAAACUAAAAACAAGCAAACUCUUUUAAAAAUUCGGGAUAAAGAAAGGAGAGUUUUGGUAGGAAGGACCAAUUUACAAGCUGGGGACAUGACGGUCAAGACUGAGCCAGAAGAGGCUGAAUUUCCCCCAGCAAGGAGUGACGUUAUACAGGAAGAGGAAACAAGUUCUCACAUAGCAAACAGAAAACCUGGGACAGACAGUGGACUGACCCUGUCAACAGAUGACCAAAACAAACAAGACAUUAGUAGGUUUUCUGGUCGCAGAGCAGAUGACGUACAAGGCCUCACAGAUGCAAGCCAAGUAACUAAAGUUAGGGAGGAGAAUUUGAGAAAAGUAAACAGGACUGGGAUUAGAAGACUCCCAACAAAUCCAAGGAAAGAAAACCAAGGUGAUGUGAGUCACAUAGCCACAAAUAAGUCAGUCUCUAGUGUUACAAUCCGAGGCAAACAGCCAAACAUGGUUAAAGAGGAAAAGGAGGCAGAGAUGGAGAGAGGAGAGGACUUGACUUUCCCAGGAAGACAGGUGGACAAUGAAAAAAGUCUAAAUCCAAUCACAAAAACUAAUCACAGACAAAUUGGUUCCACAUUUUUGGACAAGGCUGACAGCACUUCUAAUGAAAGGACAGUUAAUUCACUGUCUCCAGAUCUUAAAGAUCAGAUGCAGCCAGGAACAUUCAUUGGAGGGACAAAUGAACCUAACGUAUUUAACUCACUGAGUGCAGGGACUAUGAAGAAGGACAUACCAAGCCUGGUGGAAAAAGAUCUGGUGAAGCCCACCCCUGUCCAAACUAUUAAGACUAAAUCCGCUGAUAGUACAGUGAGUAAGACCAGUAGGGUUCAACCACCUGUAGUAGGCCAGGGGACAAGGAGAAUUUCAGUGACUCCACUCAAAGCUCCAGCUGAAGAGAUACGUGAAGUCAGUCAAGACAACAAAAGAUAUGUGAUGCCAAACCUGAGUAGACACCCCAUUAGACAUCCAACAACUGUGAAUUCAUCUAGAGUCAACAAACUAAGACAACGUAAUGUGAUGGACAACAUGUCCGCAAACAGAAGUGCUGGGGCACAUCCAAAGCUGUCAUUUCCAGUCAGAAACAGUUAUAUUGCCAGGAGAAAUGGCUCUGGAAUAAGACCGAGCUAUGUAAGGAGGCCAAACUUUCAAACUGAGCCAACCAGAGGCUUCAAGACAAAGGUAAACACAUUGACUCAAUUCCCUAGUCCCACUGGUGCAACUGAACAAGAACAAACAGAAGACAUCAAACACAUUCCGCAGGCGAUGAGGUCAACUGUAUUGGACAAUCAGUGGUUAGAAAACAACAGUACUAAGUCACAAAAUUCAGGAGACAUACAAGAUUUGGAUAAGGUUCGACAAGGUAAGAACCAAGUUACAGACAACAGUGAGACUGUGUUGAGCUCAAACGUUGAGGAUCCAAACACUCUGCAAAGAGGAGCCUCAACUUCACAUACUGGUGGGAAAGAAAGCAGGAUAUUUAGUUUGGGAACUGCUGAUUCCAGCAGCGAACACCUAUUUGACAUGGACAAAAUCAGCAGUGGGAAGAAAGGAGAAACUGCAUUAACUUUAAAGAAAGAGUUAUCUAAGGAACCAGAAACAAAUCUAUUCACCACCUCGACAGUUUCUUUUACGGACAUAGACCAUGAAGACAGCACAAAGAGUAUUCAUAAAGUGACAAACGCUCUUGUUGAAAUGGCUAAAAACAUUAGCUGGGAAACGCCCGUAAGCUUUGAAAACACUGGAGCAACAAGAGAACUGGAACUUAUUACAUUUAAUAACGACAGAGUAGAAGAAAACUCUGGGGACAUAUUAUCUAACUCAAACAGUGCGGACACUGCCCAGGGUUACGGCGGAGAGGGCUACGCAAUUCCAGUUGUUUUGGAAACGCUCAGAAAUGUUGAAGAAAUUAAAGGCUCAAAGCUUUUCUCACUCAGCCCAGAGGACACCGCUGAGGGGUUUCAAUCGCAUACAGCCAAUGAUGAGAUGACAGAGAGAGAGCAAGAAGAGAACAUCCACAGCACCUGUGGCAGUGAUUGUCACACCACGUCAACCCAACAGUCCCCAACCCAGAACACGCCCCCAGUGGAAUCUGGAAGAGAAAAAGGACCCGCACAAGACUGUGCUGAUUACAUUACGAAAUCCCGAAGGAAUGGUGUAUAUAGUGUAACGCCACAGCCAAGGAGCAGCAUGUUUCCUGUUUUCUGUGACAUGGAGUCCUCUGGAGGGGGAUGGACUUUGAUUCAGCAUCGUUUUGAUGGCAGCACAAGUUUCAAUCGCACCUGGAACGAGUACAAGAAUGGAUUCGGUGAACUAACAGAGGAGUUCUGGCUUGGCAAUGACAAGAUUCACUUGUUGACAAAGGCGAAAAACAUGUCAUUGCGAAUAGAAAUCGAAGACUUUGAGGGCGUCAAAGAGUACGCACAUUAUGACCACUUCCAUGUGGCCAAUGAAAGCCAACAAUACCGUCUGUCCAUUGGUGGUUACUCCGGUACAGCUGGUAAUGCCAUGCAGUUUAGUAAGACCUACAAUCACGACCAGAAGCUGUUCACCACUCCGGACAGAGACAAUGACCAUUAUCCCUCGGGUAACUGCGGGGCCUAUUACAGCUCAGGCUGGUGGUUUGAUGCAUGCAUGUCUGCAAACUUAAACGGUAGAUAUUAUCAAUCAAAGUACAAAGGGGUACGUAAUGGGAUAUUUUGGGGGACGUGGCACAACAUUACAAUGGAAUAUUACCCAACCAAUGAUAGGCAAUCUUUUAAGACCGUUAAAAUGAUGAUUAGACCUAAAAACUAUGCUAAAUAGUACACGAAUCCGAAACUUACCAAUCAAAAUUAAGCUGUCUUUUAAAGUUAUAUGGUGAAAAAAGGCAAGUGCCUUAAGUAUAUUGCUACUCGUGUUACUGCUUUAUUAAUAGAAAAUAUGUGUGGUGUCAGAACUUGAAUAAACAUUGACAAAUAUUGUUUUGAACUGUACAUAUAUGCAUUAGUAGAAUACAUAGAAUACACAACUGAGCCCUCUUGUGUUGCUUUGAAAAUACUGUAUUGCAGAAGACAUAUGAAACCAUGCUCUUAUAUAUUGUAUUUUUUUUUAACUUACACUAAAA